AGCAAGUAAAAGUAUCGAUAUGUGCCGGUCCACCGACAACUGUAUUAUCGAUUUCGGCCGUGCGGUUGGAUUUCGUGUUUUGCAUUUCAAAGGGCAAACUUGCACAAUAAUUUGAUUUAAUUGCAACCAAAAAGCUUUAAAAAGAUAAUGGCUGCUCAGUUCUUCAAUCGCAUUGGCCAAAUGGGCCUUGGAGUGGCCGUAUUGGGUGGCGUUGUCAAUUCGGCAUUAUAUAAUGUGGAGGGAGGCCAUCGGGCGGUCAUCUUCGAUCGCUUCACCGGCAUCAAGGAGAACGUGGUCGGCGAGGGCACCCACUUCUUCAUCCCAUGGGUGCAGCGGCCCAUCAUUUUCGACAUCCGGUCCCAGCCCCGCAAUGUUCCUGUGAUCACGGGCAGCAAGGAUCUGCAGAAUGUCAACAUUACGCUUCGCAUCCUGUACCGCCCCAUUCCCGACCAGCUGCCCAAGAUCUACACCAUUCUGGGCCAGGACUACGACGAGCGUGUCCUGCCCUCCAUCGCGCCUGAGGUGCUGAAGGCUGUGGUCGCCCAGUUCGACGCCGGCGAGCUGAUCACCCAGCGUGAGAUGGUGUCGCAACGCGUUUCCCAGGAACUGACUGUCCGUGCCAAGCAGUUCGGCUUCAUCCUGGACGACAUCUCACUCACGCACUUGACCUUUGGUCGGGAGUUCACGCUGGCCGUCGAGAUGAAGCAGGUGGCACAGCAGGAGGCCGAGAAGGCGCGUUUUGUGGUGGAGAAGGCCGAGCAGCAGAAGCUGGCCUCCAUCAUUUCGGCGGAGGGUGAUGCCGAAGCCGCCGGCCUGUUGGCCAAGUCUUUCGGCGAGGCCGGAGACGGUCUGGUGGAGCUGCGACGUAUUGAGGCCGCGGAGGAUAUCGCCUACCAGCUAUCCCGCUCCCGUGGAGUCGCCUACUUGCCCAGCGGACAGAGCACGCUGCUCAAUCUGCCAUCCACAAUCGCGCAGUAGCUGGGUCCAUCUAGUACCGUUAAGUUGUAACUACCUAUAGCAUUUACUAAGUACUUUUCGAUUUUGUUUCUGCUGAAAUAUGCACUACUCUAAAGCGUUCGCCCGACUGACUGGAGAAUACUUAGCGAAACAACCAAAAUUUGUCUCAUGUAAUCGGUUUUUCCAUUAUCUUCCCGAUCGGAAUCGAAACCCGGUCACAGUGUGCGCUCCGAAUGCGGCUCAACUUUUGUUGUUUCCGUUUGAGUCCUUCGUGUGCGCGUACUGCUGAAUUGGUGCUUAAGAUCGGCACCUGGAUAAAACAACUCAAUUCAAAGAAACACAGACCAUAAGAAAAUUUCAUUAUGUGAACAAACAAUAAAUGAUAAUCCUUA
Molecule: messenger RNA, 1349 nt
Organism: Drosophila santomea
Lineage: Eukaryota; Metazoa; Arthropoda; Insecta; Diptera; Drosophilidae
Gene: Phb1
Product: protein l(2)37Cc
Exons: 3
Coding region: 148-978 (276 amino acids)
Biological process (GO): mitochondrion organization
Cellular component (GO): mitochondrion; membrane
Source: RefSeq, a predicted model, not a curated record